AUGGCUGGAUAUCUAGCCAAACAUGGCUGCCCAGACUUCAUUCUCUCAGCCACGAUUAUUCUCUUUUACUAUAUUACACCCGCCAACGCUCGCCAGCGUUCUUUCGCGCAGUUCCAGGAAUUCUUCCCCGCAUGGGACGGACUCCUCAAAGAACAGCUUGAAAAACAUUGCACUGAGCCCCUCAAUGAUUAUCGGAAUCGGUCUAGUCCUAUACCACGACCUGGUUAUUUGGUGAUAGGUUGUAUCUUAGACACUAUGCCUGAAUUCCGAAAGGCCGAACUAGCCUCAGCUGCUGUCAUCCUCGGGCUUGCGCCAUCAGUGCUUCAGCUGCUAAGUGCAUCCUAUCUCGACACGGCUAUGCUAGCCUAUCGCCGUCCUAUCCUUGCCCUGCUACUUUCUAUGUCUAGCUCAGGAGUGCGUCCUCUAACAGCAACUGAAUAUAACAACUCCAUUACCAAAAUGGGCACAAGCCUUCCCUCUAUGACAUUUGGCAAAUCUCAAUCCGCCUGGGCGCCUGUUAUUGUAUCUCUGUCAGAGUACAUUAUUGCUGCUGCAACUGUUGCAAAUAAUGUGUAUCUUGCCUAUCAGCUUAGCCUAUGGGCCGUUUGCACAUUCUCUCCAGGAGAAGAUUUUCUACCCGCCAUUUGGGCCGUUGCGGCUACAACUAUACAUCUUAUCGGCCAUUUAGUUGCCAGAUUGGGAAUUUCUAUAGAAGACAGAGGUGAAGGAGGAGAACUAUAUAACAAAAGAAAACUAUGGUAUGGACUCCGGACUGAGCUGAUACCGAUACAUUGGCAAAGCAGACUCAAAGUCAAGGCGGAGGAUAGACAUAUGGGCUGGUUCCUAGUAUUGGCAUCCGUUCUUUAUGUGGGCGACAUGCUACAAGCACUCUUUGGCACCAUUGUCCUAUCUAGCUUGGUAUUUAUCAGUGUUAGAGAUGCGGCUAUUAUAGUGAUUCGGUUAGUGGCAAGUGCUCUUUUCGCUCGGUUGAUUGUUAUCUAUGAGCUGGCUGGACUUAGGACAGAUAAGAAAGAGCAUACCCCGUCUGAGGCUAUAGAACUACUCUAA
Fusarium oxysporum Fo47 is the source of this 1068-nucleotide messenger RNA. RefSeq lists its product as uncharacterized. The coding region runs from base 1 to 1068 and encodes 355 amino acids. The transcript has a single exon. Lineage: Eukaryota; Fungi; Ascomycota; Sordariomycetes; Hypocreales; Nectriaceae. The record is from RefSeq and is a predicted model, not a curated record.